AUGAAUAAUCCGCCGCUCCCCGAUGUGCAGGCACAAGCUUGCAGCAAGAGGUUCGGCAUCGUCAAGGGCGAGGUCGGCGGCGCUAGCGACUGCUUCGCGGUGAGAGAGCUGCUCACGGUCGACAGGCUGCUCGAGGGCCUCGGGGUGCGAGGCGACGUGGGCGCCACCACCGAGGUCUGUGAGGAGCUGAUGAUGGAGGAGAUCGUGCAGGAGGGCCUCGAGGAGGAGCUGGAGGACGCGCAGUACCUGGGUGAGGGCGGCGUGUUCGGCAUGCUGUCCGACGACGUGGGCGAGUUUAGCGUCGACGGCACCGUCCCGACAGCUCCUGCGAGCGACGCCGAGGAGUUCGAGGAGGAGGAGCUGGAGGCCCACGUUCACGAUGACGGCGCCGACGGCCAGAAGCUGGCCGUGGUGCAGAGCCACGGCAGGGACAGCGCCGUGGCGGGGAUCGAGGGGACGACGCGCUUCUUCGACUGGUUAGACGACGAGGCGCUCUUCGGCCCCAACGGCCCCGUGGAGAAGGCCCACUUCCUGGACUGCGCCAGCCUCGACGCGCUGGCGGCCGCGUCCACGAUGCAGUGCGACGCAAUGGAGGUGCUCCGCUGGUGUGCGCUGGACAGGGUCAAGGACGACCGCGCCGCGGAGCGCGACGGGGGCACAGACAAGGGCAUGGACAUGGACGAGUUCAUGCAGGCAGUACGGGCCGAGGCCCAAGGAGCAGACGGAGCGAGUGGGGUGUUGAUGUGA
Prorocentrum cordatum is the source of this 747-nucleotide messenger RNA. Lineage: Eukaryota; Dinophyceae; Prorocentrales; Prorocentraceae. The record is from the annotation of a GenBank genome assembly.